Molecule: messenger RNA, 1338 nt
Organism: Suillus discolor
Lineage: Eukaryota; Fungi; Basidiomycota; Agaricomycetes; Boletales; Suillaceae
Exons: 7
Coding region: 1-1338 (445 amino acids)
Source: RefSeq, a predicted model, not a curated record
AUGCCUUCUAAAUCUCUCACUUUCUUACAGCAAAGCACAACAAAUGGGCAGGGGCGUCUUUAUGAGCGCAGUCCUGCGUGGUGCUCUCAGCCCACUGUACUAGUACCUGUAGAACUCGAACAUGCUGCUGGUAAAGAGCACUCUCCAGAUGCUGGCACAUUCAAGCAAGGCUCCAGACCCUCAGCAAGUUUGUUAAGAAGUAGCAAGUCUUGCACUUCAGGGGAGUCAACUUCAAGCCUAGAGCCAAAACUUCGCCUCCUGUUGAAGUUGAAGUCACCAAAGCCACUAGCUUUGGGCCCAAAAGAUGAUUUCUGCCAGCGUAUUAUCGCCACCAUUCGGAAGGGUGGCGAGGGUCCCGAACAUGAGGUGUUUUCAGAUGUGUCAGAGAACGAUUAUCAUUAUAUUCCGGAUGUGAUUGAAUUUGAUGACCAUUUAACUCACAAACUAUCAUACAUCCCCUGUCUCCAACAACUCUUCGUCAACCUGCCGACCCCAGUCCACAAAUCGAUUCUAGUGCCCCUGCGCACUACAGUGGGUGCCAUUAUAUUGUCCAUACCUCUUCCAUCUGCACUACAUACUGCCCUCCACAUCCACAUGAAUACGAUGGUCGAAAGGGGCGAAGAUAACGAAGAUGACGAAGACAAACGUAGUCUCGGCAUUCCUGAUAUGCUCGUUCAACGCGAGACACAAGAUGCCGAGUUCCAUCCCCUAUGGCCCUUCGAGAUAUCCUUCUCACAAUCUUCCGAGGCAGCAGAAGCAAAGAUCCAACUCUUUGCGGACAAGAACCCUCACAUUGAGGGUGGCACCCAUUUCCACAUCGCUGAGGCACAAACGCACACGUUGCCAAGUGAUGAGUGGGCGAUGGAACAGGAGUUGGAUAAAAAGAAGGUUGGGCGCAUCAAACAGGUAACCGUUACCACAUGGCUCCGCCCCCCGAAUGGAUGGUUGAGGACUACUAACCGCAAAGCGUCAUAUUAUGCCAGCGCGGUUCUCUUCCCACAACAAGACGCUGCUGGACUUCAAAAUGUCCAGUGUUUAUUCAGGCGUACCCUUCAAAGAAUUUGUGACUCAACGGUACGGCAUCUGGAGGGGGAGCAUCCUCCGCGCUGCAACGACCCCCACAUCGCCUUAAUCAAAUCCCUCAAGCAAUGGACUGUUCCAGACACUGUGGUUGUUUUGGACACAUGUGUUGAUGGCUUGGAGACAGCCGCAAAGCAAACGGCAUUCAGGAGGUAUUGUAAGUGGCACGAAAAUUUUCUCAAGCACACCAUCAAUGAGGUCGAGGAUGCUGAGGAUGCCCAGGCUGCAAACUCCAACAAGCGAGGGAGACGCCGCUAG